AGUUACAAUAAUAUUUGAAAGAUUUCAGUCACAAUCUUAAGAAACGUUAAAAAUAGAAAUCUUUACAAUAUUUAAAUGAGAAUAUGCAGACAUUAAAAGUGCUGUUUGAAUAUUUAACAAAAAAGGGCUUCUUCCACUGUCUAAUGCCAUUUCCCCUCAUCCGACAUUUCCAUGCCGGAUUAGGUGCAGCCCAUUAGUUCGCAAAAUGUCACGCUCUGCGCAGUCGUCGACUUCGACGGAUGGCAAUAAAACGCAGCGCUCGACGGGACAUGGCCAACAGUUGGAGACGACACUUCGACGAGAUGUGGUCGCUAUCGCUAUUGCCAUUUGUGCUCUGGCUGCUCUGUUGCUCCUUCCUCGCCAGCGAGAGCAGCAUGAUGGGCCAGGAAGCCUGGCUACGUCCCGGCUGUCACAAGGUGGGCAACACCCGGAAGAUAUCCAUACCGAAUUGUGUGGAAUUUACAAUUACAACUAAUGCUUGUCGCGGCUUCUGUGAAUCGUAUGCGGUGCCAUCGAUUCCCUCCGCUGUCUCGGGACUGUUUCGUCCACCCAAGCCGGUGGUAUCAGUGGGUCAGUGCUGCAACAUGAUGAAGUCCGAAGAGAUUCAACGACGUGUGCUUUGCAUGGAGGGAGUGCGCAAUGUGACCUUCAAGAGCGCCAUUUCCUGCAGCUGUUAUCACUGCAAAAAGGAUUAGAAUAAUUAUUAUCUGUUCCAUGUUAAUUCAAUUUAAA
Molecule: messenger RNA, 732 nt
Organism: Drosophila sulfurigaster albostrigata
Lineage: Eukaryota; Metazoa; Arthropoda; Insecta; Diptera; Drosophilidae
Gene: Gpa2
Product: thyrostimulin alpha-2 subunit
Exons: 2
Coding region: 240-695 (151 amino acids)
Biological process (GO): cell surface receptor signaling pathway
Molecular function (GO): hormone receptor binding
Source: RefSeq, a predicted model, not a curated record